AUGUUCACACCUGUGGAUAUCCGGAGUGGACAUGGCGAUCAACGCUCUAGCCGUCAUAAAGAAUCGUCACACGGGACAAAAGAUAGUAAAUCAUCGUCAUCUGUGCCCCUUGCCGCUUCAACUCAAGAUCGACCAUUUAAAGACAAACAUCAUCCAUUGUUAAUUGCUAUAUGGAAUACAGAUCGAACGCAAACCGAUACAAAUGAAAAACUCAAGGGUAUUCGAGAUUUAAUACGAAAGGGCACAAAUCCAUCAGUGCAAUGUGAAAUAUUACACGAACAAACUGGCACACCAAUUGCUCAAGUAUCACCACUUAUUAUUGCCUGUUUCGAAGGAGAUCUUGAUAUCAUUCGAUUUUUAAUUGAUAAUAAUGCUGAUCCAAAUCAGACUGAAAGUGAACAUCAUUUAACACCAAUUCAUGUUUUGUGUGAUGCAGAAUAUCAUGGUCAAAGUUUACGACAAAAAGAUCGUGCUGAAUUGAUACGAGCAUUAAUUAAAAAUGGGGCACAGGUCAAUCAUUUAGAUCGAAGUUCUAUGGCCGCAAUUCAUAAAGCUGUUAUUCAUGAUAGACCUGAUUGUGUUGACGUCUUGAUGGCCGCUCAUGCUGAUCCAAACGUGGCAUUUAUGGGCGAUACUCCAUUAAGUAUUGCAGCUCGACAUAAUCGAAGAAAAAUCGUCCAGAAUUUAUUGGAACAUAAAGAAACGAAUGUUAAUCAUCGAAAUGAUCAGGGAGGUACAGCAUUACAUUUUGCAAGUGCAGGUAUCGUCGAUAGUCCAGAAUGUGUUGAUUUAUUACUAAGUCAUGGAGCUAAAGUGAAUGCACAAGAUCUCAAAAAUAAUACAUCGACAAUGGUUGCUUGUUUUUUCAAUAAACCUCGUAUACUACAAACGUUACUUAAGGCAGGAGCUGAUGUAACAAUACGUAAUAAUGAAGGUAAAGAUGCGUAUGAUGUUGCUGCAGAAAAAGAAUUUGAUGAAUGCAAAGAAAUUGUAGCAAGAGCAUUAGAAAAAAGGGGUAUAAAACCAGGCAAAAAAGAUACAACAGAUAAAUUAGCGGAAGAUGUUGAUAAAUUAAAAUUAAAACGAGAUAAAUAG
Messenger RNA from Didymodactylos carnosus, 1095 nucleotides. The record is from the annotation of a GenBank genome assembly. Lineage: Eukaryota; Metazoa; Rotifera; Eurotatoria; Philodinida; Philodinidae.